Molecule: messenger RNA, 308 nt
Organism: Trypanosoma grayi
Lineage: Eukaryota; Euglenozoa; Kinetoplastea; Trypanosomatida; Trypanosomatidae
Exons: 1
Source: RefSeq, a predicted model, not a curated record
UACGUUGUUUUGCGAUGCUGACGAGGAGGCCCGUGCUUCGGAGGAUGAGGAGAGCCUCUUGCCACAUCGGUGCGACGCUGGCUGCAUUUUUCUGGCGGUUGGUCCUGUGGUGGUGGCUGGUCGUUUCUCUUCUCGUGCGGGAGGCUGGCGUGUUGCUGUGCGCAUCUGUCGCUGUCUCUGCUGGUAGGCGGCGGUCGGACGCGUCUGCGGGGUACUCGAAUUUGUCGGACGCCACCCUUGUGGUGCCGAUGCGGCUGACCUGUUGUGGACGCGGCGCCUCGUUUCGGUCCGGGACGUCUGGGCGAUAA